CAAUUAUUUCUAUGGAAACUGGAGCAUGGAUGACUACUGUUGUUCUUAGCACUGGAUAAACAGUGAAUGAAAUGUCUAAACUGAUGUUUAUUUCAUAGUAUUACAUUUGAAUGAGAGAUGUUGGCUGAGGUUCCAGGGAACCCUCUAAGCUCUGGCCUCCUCUGGACAGCCACCCGUGGUAAAGAUGAAAAGCGCCCAGGCCUAACCCUACAGCGGUCUGGGGAUGCCCAGAGGAAGAUGCCCUCGCAGCGUUGCUGCUUCCUCGGGGUAGAGACCUGGGAAGAGCUGAAGUGGGAGGACUGGGAGCUGGGAGGGGAGUUCACUAAGACCCUGCUGCUGAAGAACAUCCAUAGUAAACUACAGAAACUACGUUUCAGGCCUCCUGCGUCAAAGUUCUUCACCACCCUGUUUCCUCAGAUCAUCACUCUGAGUCCUGGAACGUCUUUUUCUCUUCCUGUUACAUUCCGCCCCCUUGAUAGGUGUGAGUACCAGGACACCAUAGAGUUCCACAGUAAAGAUGGGUUGUUCCAGGUGUCUCUGAGGGCGACCAUACCUCACCAUGCUCUGGACGUACCCGAGUCUGUCCUCCUACCCCCCUGUGCUGUUCUCCACCAAUCACAGACCGUCUUCAUGUUCCGCAACGCCAGUAAGCUACAGACAGGUUUCCGGUGGGAGGUGCCCUCUCCGUUCCAGCUGUGUCCAGAGAGCGGAAUGCUGGAGCCGGGUCAGGAGUGUAGAGUCGCGGUGCUCUUCAGACCACGGGAGGCGUUGGUCUACCAGGUCCAGGCUAGCUGUGCCUUCGGGGACGAGGGAGAGAACAGCUGUACUGUGCUCCUACAGGGCCUAUCAAAGUACCCGUUCCUUCAGAUCAGUGCCCCGGGUCAGGAGGAGGGAUGUAAGGUGCUGGAAUUUGGCAAUGUGCCUGUCGGCUGCAACAUGGAAAGACACUUUGAGAUUCUCAAUCCAUCCUCAAUAACGACUUCCUUUAGUCUGUCCAGGAUGCAGCGUCCGCCGCUGUCAGAGUCAGUGUUCCAGUGUGGUAUCCAGAAGGGAGAGGUGGCUCCGCGUACCUCCAUCAGGGUGCCUGUGAUUUUCUCUCCUGGAACUGUGGACAGCACCACUGUGGACUACCUGUCACUCACCUGCCCCGGGGCGCUCAGCAAAACCCUGCUCAAAGUCACCGGCACCUGCAUAGGUCCUCAGGUGUCCCUGUCCUCCUCCAUGCUGGACUUUGGCUGUGUGGAUGAGGGUGAGGAGGCCUUGCGUACCGUGGACAUCAUCAACUCCUCCUCUGUGGAGGCCCAGUACCAGUUUGACUUGGACGCCACAGGGCAUAGUGUCUUCACCUUGGAGCCAGCCUGUGGUACCCUGCCACCCAACAGCCACCGGCGCCUACGCCUGCUCUUCAGACCACACCACCCCAUGGGACAUCACAGGAGGGUGGUCUGUCUGCUGCUACACAGGGAGCCUCUGUUCCUGGACCUGAUAGGGACCUGUCACUCUGAGCAACUGAAACCAGCCAUCCUUCACCCCAGACACCUGGUCCUGUACCGGCAGCACCUGGCCCGGGGACUCACCUGCUACCCUCCUGAUGUACUCGGUGCCAUGCUGGCAGAGGACAAGAUCCAAGUGGACCUGGAGGGAGCUCUGAUGUUACAAGAGGAUCCUGCUGCUGUGCCAGAGAAGAGUCCUAUGGAGGAAUAUUAUCAAGGCUGUGCAGGGGGCAAGGCGGAGGCUGAGCUAGGAGGCAGAGGUGAGGGGUCCAACAGUUCCCACAUCACAGUGGAUCCCCCAGAGUUGCUGUUCCACAAUGGCUCCGUCUCUACCUCGCAGUCUGUGACUCUCUCCAAUCACACCAAGGGCAAGCUCAGCUUGAUCUGGACCCCGGCUCCUAACUCCUCCUUCUCCGUCACACCCUCGUCAUGUGAUCUGGGACCCCUGAAGUCGACUGCUUUCAGAGUCAGCUACACGCCCAAGCAACACAACACCUUCCAUGGGGCACAGCUAGAGUGCUUCGCUCUCUACAAGGUGUUGAGGGACCAUCGGCAGGUAGAGGACCGUACCUUGUGCCCUCCCUGGUGUGUCACAGUCCGGGUCAUUGGACACUCCUUCCAGCCUGGCCGGGAGCACUUCAUCCCCCGGUUCUCCUUGCAGCGCCCCCGAGUGGUCUUCCCUGCUCUGAGCCUGGUCUCCUACAGGACCGUGCUCCUGGAGAACAUGGGAGACCUACCCUUGGUGUUCAGGCUGGACCCAGAGGAGUGUCCUUCGGUGUCUGUUCAGCCCACCAGCGGCCUGGUCCAACCUGGACACCACCAGAUUCUCACCCUCAGGACCACCCCGGCAGAAGACUGCCCUGCCAAGCUACCCAUCACCCUGCACUUCAAUGCCAGUCCCAAGCACACCCAGGAGCUGUCGGUGGUGAGUGUGGUAGAGAAGCCUUGUCUGUCUCUGGAAGGAGACGGUAGUCUGUUCUUCAAACCCACGGCGAUGGGCUCCCGCUCCCAAAGCCCCUACAGGGUCAGGAACCUGACCAGGUUACCUCUGAGGUUCCGCUGGAGGAUCCCCGUACCUGACCAACGUAUCAUCUCUGUGGCGCCUGACACGGGAGUCCUGCAGCCCAAUGAGACCAUGGUGCAGACGUGGUCCUUCACCCCAUUUGAGGAAAUGGUUUACAAUCUGAAGCCCAACCUGACCUUCUGGCCAAUCCAGACGCCCGGAUGCAGGAAGUCCCGCCUCCCCCUGAAAGUAGUGGGCAUGGCCUCCAAAGGAUCCAUCCAGGCAGAGCAUGGGGUGCUGAAUCUGGGGGAGGUGUUGGUGGGAGACUGUAGGUCCUUCGAGGUGCCUCUCAUCAACAAUGGUUCCUGUUCUGUCAGCUUCUGUUUGGCUGUACAACAGAGCCUGCUAGACCCGGGGUUGCCUGAGAACUCACAGAAGAAAGACCCUGUUGCCCUGGAGCUGGACUCUGAGAGAGGCACCAUCCCAGCUCGCUCCAGGCUGCUGAUCCGCUCCACCGUGAGGCCUGCCAGGAGGACCAGAUACUGCUGGGACCUCACAUACCAGACACUCAGCUCUGCAGGCUCUGUGCUGGAUGCUCCCCAGGCUCUGUGCCAGGUGCAGGGUGAAGGGGUGUUCCCCACCCUGGAGGUGACAGAUGUGCGUUGCAGCGGCAGCGUGGAGGGGCUCAGCAAGCUGCAGAUCUGGAGCCUCUUUUCUCUGGGACACCUCAACGCCCACCUGCAGCGAGACCCCGCCCCUCCGGAGCUCACCUACCGGGUGCCCACCAGACACAGUCUGCGUCGCUGUCCCUCCAUCUUCACGGCGGCCAUGUUGGAUUUCAACUUCAGCGCUGCUCCGCUGGGCUCAGACCCCUCCAAUGUGCUGCUGAUGUUCGAGAACACUGGGAGCAUCCCUGUCGAGUGGUCGUUCCUGUUCCCAGAAGACCAACAGAUAGAGCUUGAGUACUGGGCUGAGACUGGGGAGUUCAGCGCUACAGAGCUCCACCACAUGAAGGCGCAGGAUAACAGGCUGUUUAAUAUAGCACCCCGCUCUGGUAAACUACACCCAGGACAGCAGAAGGCAGUGACAUUUAGCUACAGACAUAACUUUGUUGGUACUGACCGUCUCCCAGUCCUGUUCAAGCUGUCCCACGGCAGAGAGAUUCUGUUGAACUUCAUGGGAGUGACGGUGGAGAGAGACAGACACUACCUCCACUUCACCUGCACCAAGCACGUCUUUGCCCCAGUGCCAAUCGGGGGGUUCAGUCCACCUAAACAGGUGUAUGAGCUGUACAACGGAGGGGCUGUCCCUCUGAGGUACCGUGUGGACACAGAGCCCCUUGAGCAGCUGACGGCUGAUAACUUUGGUCACCCCGUGCUGCAGUGUCUCAACCCCCAGGGAGAGGUGACGCCUGGCAGGACAGCCCUGCUGGAGUGGGUCCUCUCCCCCCUGGAGGCCAAGACUUACAGUGUGGACAUCUCUAUCCAUGUGCUGGAGGGAGACACCAUGCUGUUGACGUUUGAAGGCUGUGGGUUUGAUAACAGUGUGCUGGGAGAGUCGGCACCACUACAGCUUCAUGAUGGCUACAUGUCUGUCCCCAGCACACAGAGGAUGGCCCUGCCCAACCAGGUGCUGUUCCUGUCAGAGGAGAGAUUGUGUCUUGGGGACAUCCCAGUCUGCUCUCGCUCCACACGGGUCCUGUUCCUGACGAAUGUCUCCCACAGCGACAGAGUCCUCUACAACUGGAACCUGACUGACCAGUCAGUCCAGAUCUACCCAGAGCACGGUGCUCUGUCUCCAGGGGAGAGCUCUCUCUGUAUCCUGACUCUCCAGGCCUCUGGCAGCCCCAGCUUCUACCAGCUAGACAUCAUCUGUGAGGUGACCCUGGAGGAGGCUCUGUCUCAGUACCGUCAGGAUCUACGGCAGUGGGAGCUGGAGAGAGACAGACAGAGGAAUGAGUUUAGCCUGACUGACAAAGACCUGCAGCAGAGUCAGACCAGCUACCCCCAGGGUCAUACACAGAGUCAGACCAGCUACCCCCAGGGUCAAACACAGAGUCAGACCAGCUACCCCCAGGGUCAUACACAGAGUCAGAUCAGCUACCCCCAGGGUCAUACACAGAGUCAAACACAGGAGAGCAACAUUAAGGAGGUUCUACCUUCCCCACAGAGGACUGGACCUGUAGUCAGGAAGUACAAGACUCUGCCUCCUAUCUGUAGCAGCAGUGCCGUGGUUGGGGGUAUGUGUACCAGGCCCAGCCGUGCAGAGCGGAGGGCCCAGAGAGAGGCUAGCCAGGUAUGGAGGAGACCUGAACCGCCCUGCCCCACCCUGCUACACCUGGGGGUCACCGCCCGCUCACACUCCCUCCUAGAGUUCCAGACCUUCUUCCCCUCCCUGCUCAGCACACACCACAUCAACAGGUCGGCCCGGCCCAAUGUGACCCGUUGUGGAUCCCGUCAGAGCAGACCUCCAUCUGUAGACAUGCCUCCUCUCAGCCACGGACCAGAGAGAGAGAUCAUUACCCACACGCUCACCUCUAUAUUCAGGAGCCUCCUGGACGACCCUCACUUCCACCACUCUCUGGUGAACGGUGUGGCUGAACCCGUGCCCUACUUCACCCAGCUGAGACAGACUGCCUACACCCCUACCACACCUCUCCCUGGGGCUGCUACGCCUUAUCCUGGAACCAGGGAGGCUCCUCCACCUUGCCCCCCUACUCCUCAGCUCCUCAUGGGGGGCAGUCUGUACAGUGCUGGGGUAACAGAGGUAACAAAGCAACAGCCACAGACCCAGAAGCCAACAGUGAAGCGAGAGCGUCAGCUCAACGUUCAGGAGACCAUCCGCAGGUUGCCAGAGUUCUGUGACGUGACAGAGGAGGUUCUCCUCAACACCUUACAGAACCUGAUGAUGGAGGCCUUCCUGGGAGAGCUGGUCCUUACAGCCAGGCCACGAAUCAUCGCUCUGCCUCCCGUCUCUGCCAGGAGGAACAGCUGUGGUUCCAGGAGGCUGUCCAGAGGUGGAGCUGACCCAGACAGGAGCAGAGAGACCAGGGGGGGUUCCUCUGGGUCUUAGCUUCAGCCCACCCUCUUCACUACUGGCCAACCUGGCAUGGACCUAACCAGUGUUUUACUCCACACAAUGCCUCAACAUUAUUUCAUACCCAAUUAAUAACUAUUAAAAAUAAAAAAAAAGUUCAACAAAAGUUGAUUUGACCAUUUUAAAAUAGCGAUUCACGUCUCGAUGCCCUGAUCUACAGUGUGAUUAGUACUUUCACACCCUCAUUUACCUGAUAGUAUCUCUGUGAAGCACUGGACAGUUUCACUUCACUAUAUCUAGCCUUUAUACUAAACCCAAAACAUUGACAACAGACCAUUCCAAAAACACAUUUUUUGUUUAUUAAAAAGGAAUUCAGUCCACAGUAGUUAAGACUUUGGCACCUACAAUAUAUAUAUAUAAAAAAAAAAUAACAAAAACGUGUACACCCCAAAUAGCAUUAAAACAAAAUGCUUGGACAAAAGAGAUAAAUUAAAAACAGCAGUUGAGGUGGGUAUGAAACAAUGCAACUCAACUGGCAGCCAUUUUAGAGCUUCCGUUCACAAAAAUGGCAGAAGUACAUGAACACAACAGAUACAAUUCUGGACAUUGAAUGAACACCCACUUGCAGUGUACCUCUGUGAUACAACUCUUGCAUUAAAGCAGUGGUAUUCAGCGGGGACCCCAUUCCCCCCCCCCCCCCACCCCCCGAUUGAAUUUCUGGGGACCAAAUUUCUUAUGAUCCCACCCCAUAUCAAAUAACAACCUUCAAAAAAAAAAAUAUUCUACAUAAACGUCUUCUCAAAAAUGAAAAGAAACCAAUAAAUACAUUUACUCAAUAACAUUUUAUUUUUCUAAUUAUUUCUCAAAAACGUUUGUAUAAUGUCCCAUACAAUAAUCUGUACUCUUGGUUUCUGGUUCUUCAUUUUUAAAAUAUAUAUAUAUAUAUAUAUAUAUAUAUAUAAAAAUGGCGACCCCACUCAGACCACGACUUUGAAUACCACUGCAUUAAAGACCUUGGUUUUAAAAAGGAAUGUUUUUUUUGUUUUUUUGUUAGACUGGUAGUUGAAGUCUCCAAAGAGAUUUGAAAUGCAUGAAGACAAGGUGCUCAUGCGAGACCUCUGUAUCCAAGUGGUUCACCAUAUAGGGAAUAGGGUUAUACGUCAAAACAGCGAUCUUAUUUCUCUGUAGAACCAUUUGAGCUCGGACGGGAUCGGUUGGAAAUAUUAUCCAUUCCAGAUAAGUCACGAUGCCGGCAAGAGUUUCCCCCAUAUUGUAAACUUCUGAAUGGGGUAAAAUCUCACAUCAGAGAGAGAAAGCUCUGGUUCGGGCAGCACAGAGUAGAAACAGAGUAGGCUACAGGAGGAUUAGGAACAGCACAGAGUAGGAACAGAGUAGGCUACAGGAGGAAUGGCAACAGCACAGAGUAGAAACAGAGUAGGCUACAGGAGGAAUGGCAACAGCACAGAGUAGAAACAGAGUAGGCUACAGGAGGAUUAGGAACAGCACAGAGUAGAAACAGAGUAGGCUACAGGAGGAAUGGCAACAGCACAGAGUAGAAACAGAGUAGGCUACAGGAGGAAUGGCAACAGCACAGAGUAGGAACAGAGUAGGCUACAGGAGGAUUAGGAACAGCACAGAGUAGGAACAGAGUAGGCUACAGGAGGAUUGGGAACAGCACAGAGUAGAAACAGAGUAGGCUACAGGAGGAAUGGCAACAGCACAGAGUAGAAACAGAGUAGGCACAGGAGGAAUACUGAACGGCUUUAGAACCUUUACAGAUUUUCCAUUUUCUCUUUUCAUGGGAAUGUCUCGAAGGACUAGGUAGGACAACGGAACCAAACAUUAAAAUAUAAAAGACCCUUUCUUUGCCUUGGGGGGGGGGGGGUAUUUUGAAGUGACGCUAUAGAAAGGAGUGGCAAUGUGGAGAAGCAGCAGGAUGGUGGUUAAUUGGUCAGACCAGACCACUGAUCAAGGUUAGUGAAUGACAGGAACAGGAAGGCAGCACGUAGUUGACACUUCCUACAGUAAUAUGUUCCAUGGAGUACUUCUGUGACGGCACGGGAAGACAUCGCCAUAAAAAUACAAGUCUAUAAGAAUUCAAUAGGAAUUAUAUUUCCAUGGGCGACACAUAGGAAGUCCCACCAAGUUGACUACUU
This is a messenger RNA of Oncorhynchus mykiss (rainbow trout), 7688 nucleotides long. It is a transcript of the gene cfap65, whose product is annotated as cilia and flagella associated protein 65. Lineage: Eukaryota; Metazoa; Chordata; Actinopteri; Salmoniformes; Salmonidae. The record is from RefSeq and is a predicted model, not a curated record. Gene Ontology annotation, cellular component: sperm flagellum; cytoplasm. Gene Ontology annotation, biological process: sperm axoneme assembly.